This is a messenger RNA of Lepisosteus oculatus (spotted gar), 10179 nucleotides long. It is a transcript of the gene trip11, whose product is annotated as thyroid hormone receptor interactor 11. Gene Ontology annotation, cellular component: Golgi apparatus. The record is from RefSeq and is a predicted model, not a curated record. Gene Ontology annotation, biological process: endoplasmic reticulum to Golgi vesicle-mediated transport; Golgi organization. Gene Ontology annotation, molecular function: small GTPase binding. Lineage: Eukaryota; Metazoa; Chordata; Actinopteri; Semionotiformes; Lepisosteidae.
AAACCUGGGAAAAUAACUUGUUUAAUUAAGAGGCCUAGUGAAGUAGCCCUCAGGCCUGCAUUUUGUGACUUGUGCAACAUGUGGAGCACCCUGGAAAAUUCCCAGAAUAUGAACUACAUGACAGCUAUGAAAGCUACCAUAAUCCAGUUCCACUGAUGACUAUGUGAUGUAGUCCAAAACAAAAGCUUACAAUUAGAGUAAAGCAGACUAGGAAGGAAUGAGAUGGGGGGGGGGAUCUAGAGUCUGUGGAUGGCAACAGGUUAAAUAUAUUCUACUUAAAGCACAGAACAGAUCCAUCACACAAGUAAAUCAAAAUCAGGUAGACAGUGAAAUGGUUUUUCAGUUGAGAAGAAUACAAGGAGAAGCAUAUCACUAUUCAAACUGUUUGGGGAGAAAAAAAGAACAGGACCUAUUUAAAGAAACUGAGUAUAAUGAACUGCAGGCACAGGUUAAAAGGAGUAUUACCUCAAGAGAGCUAAAGAAAAUAACAUUGCAAUGGAGGCUAAAUGUUCUUCAGUAUUAAGCAAUAAAAUAAAUGAAGUAAAGUUUUUUCAGUGAUAAAAAUGGGAAAUUUUGAUGUUGAAAGGGAAGUGGCAUAUAUCUCAAUCAAUAUUUGACUCAGGUGUUUAUCAAGGAAAAAACGGAUAAAGUACCUCAAGCUGAACAAAAACAACUAUUAGAAAUAUUAGCAUAUACAGUAAGUAGUAUAUACUAACAGCACCCAAGAUAACUCUCCAAGGGCAUAUGGUAUUCUGUCAAUUGUACUUAAGCACACUAUAAUUCUCACAUAAAGCCUUUAUAAAAAAUUCUGUAGUGCGAAAUUGCUGACCUUGUACUACUGUAUGUAUAAUUUUGCCAGUUCAGAAGGUUUUAAAAUGAAUUAAUGCUGUCAUCUAUAUGCAGCCGGCACAUUCGCACUGCGGCAUUUAAAUAUGGACGUGUAUUCACAGUAACACAAGACCUUUGUAUUAUUUUAAAAGAGAAACAAGCAAAUUACAAACCACCCACUGCCACUAGACGGACACGGACGGCUUCAAGCUAUUUACAAACACAUUUAACCCAACAGCUUCCGAGAGACUUGUUGGUCCUCCGGUGUCCCAUGAUGCCGUGGUGGCUUUACCGACUGUCCACGUAUCCCGAGGAGCACUGGCUGUCAUGGCCGCCGUCGAGUUGGCAGGGGGAUAUCAUCAGUUUGUGCUGAGCAUUGAAAAUAAAAACACAGCUGUUACAGAAACUUAGAGGGGGCAGAAGAGCGAGCUGUGGUAUCUGGCGCACCUUGCAUAUUUUACUGUGAUCUAACUUAACUGUAACUGCCAUUCUUUUUUGACUUAGCUUUUGUAAUUGUAUCUUUGGUGUCGUCGUUUUAACAAGCCGCGAGUUUUCCAGUGGUAUGUAGCCGGCAGCAUGAGUCGCAAAGCUGGGUAACACCACACGAGGUGUCGCUGUGGCGGCUUCCAUUUAGAUGGGACUGGAAUUUGACUUGUAUCGGACAGGAAACGAAAAGAGCAGGCAUUGAAUGCUCCGUUCCCGUCGUUGUCGCCAACCGUCGCCCUUUUUAAACGAGUUCGUCUUUUGUUGCAACGAUGUCUUCGUGGCUCGGAGGGCUCGGCUCUGGGCUGGGUCAGUCUCUCGGACAGGUCGGGGGAAGCCUGUCCUCGUUCACCGGCCAGCUGUCCAGCUUUACCAAAGACAUUCUCCUGGAGGGCACGGAGGAAGUGGGAGAUGCUGCUACUGAACUACAUGUCUCCAACUCAAAACUAAUGGAAGUGGAAUCAACCUAUACAACUCUGAAAUCAGAGUAUGAACGGUUGAGGAAGAUUCACUUGGAACUCGAAGAGAAGCAUGAGGCUGCAGAGAUUCAGAUAAAACAGCAGUCAUCCCAAUACCGAUCUCUGCUGCAGCAGAAGGAGGUGGAGAUCAGCCAUCUGAAAGCCAGGCAGAAUAGCCUUCAGGAUGAAGUGCAGAAGCUCCAGAUGGCUGCACAGCCCACAGAACCAGCUGUCCUGCCCACCAGCACAACAGCCUCCUUCCUCCCAACCCCAGGGCCUCACCCAGGCUUCCAGGGGGACGAGAUGGACUUUGGAGAUGUCAUCUGGUCUCAGCAAGAGAUCAAUAGGCUGUCCAAUGAAGUGUCUCGACUUGAAUCAGAGGUUUCUCACUGGAAGCAUCUAUCACAGACUUCUAAGACUCAGGGAGCAGUCAGUACUGACCAGAGUGAUGUGCAGGCACUCCAAAGAACUAUUAAGGAGCUGAAGGAGACUAUGAGCCGGGACAUUGAUGAACAUCAGCACGAGCUCUCUGUACUGCAGGACGCGCACAGACAGAAAACGGCAGAGAUCACGCGUCGACAUAGGGAGGAGCUGGCGGAGUAUGAGGAGAGAAUUGAGGAGCUUGAAGAGCAGCUGCAAGCAGGUGGAUCCAGCACGGGAACCCAGGAGCAUUCCCAAGUGUUGGAGCUGCAAAGGACAAUCCAAGCCCUGGAGGAGAGUGCACAAGAGCAGGAGAAGAAGCUGAAGAGUAUGGCAGAGAGUCUCGCUGCCUCAGGGAAGAAGCAGACUGCACUGUUGCAGGAAAAGGAACUUGCCGAAGCAGAGAACAACCAGCUGAUGCAAAAUUAUCGAAGACUGCAGAACUCUGUUGAAGAACUUCAGACUAGAGUUACAGAACAGGAAGAGAAAGCUAUGCAUAAAUCACACCUUGAGAAUGAGAUCACUGGAUUGAAGAAAGCUCUGUCAGCAGCAGAAAAGGAGAUAUCAAGGCUGAACAGUCUCAGUGCGACUGAGUCCCAAGCAGAAGUAGAACACGCAGACAUUCUAGAACUCAAUACUAUAAUUGAGUCCAUGAGGAAAGAGAAGGAGGAGCUGGAGCAACAGAAGCUUGAGCUUCUUGAAAGGCUGAAAUCUCAAGAAAUGCAGGAGAAUGGUACCAGAAAAAACGAAGAGCUGGAUGCCGUCCUGCUAGAGGUGGAAGAACUGAGAAGCGAGUUGCAAGAAAAGGAACUGGCCUUUACAGAGGGUGCCAUGGAGAAGGACAGGCUGGCAGCAGAAGUGGAGGAGCUGGACAGGCAGAAUCAGGAAGCCAAUAUGCACCUGAUUUCACUCAAGGAUCAGCUGGCCCAGCAGCGUAAAGAUGCAGAUGCUUCUAUUUGCCGUCUGCAGUCUGAACUGGAGAGCUCAAGAAAGCAGCAGAAGGACCAGGCAGCGAUGCAGCAGGAGCUGGAGCAGCAGAGAGAGAAACUGAGCCAGAGCGCCUUUGCUCUCAAUGACAUGCACAUGGUCAGGCAGCAGCUGGAGAGCACCGUCGGGGACCUGAAGGAUAAGCUGAAGAAGCUGCAGGAGGACAGCUCCCACCUUCGGAAGGAAAACUCGGAGCUGAAGAAACAGCUGCAGGAAACAGAGGAGCAACUUUCCACGGCCAGGUCGGAGCUUGCCGGGUCGAGCAAGAGUGCCGUUCGUGACGAGCAGCAGGAACAGCUGCUACAGCAAAAGGAAAAGGAGAUGUCAGAACUGAAGCAGGAAAUGUCCGAAAACAAAGGUUUGCUGGAAAAGGUUUCAUCUGCAAAUUAUGAACUUAAAAUGGAAAAUAAAAAACUUAAAGUGGCGCAUACGGAGGCAACAGUGAAGCACGAAGGAUUGAGUCGCCAGGUUCAGGAUCUCCAGGCAGCUUUAAAAAAGGCCUCCUUGGAGAGAGAUACGAAAGUAGAAGCUUUAAGGCUAGAAAAGAGGCAGCUGGAAGCUGAGCUUAACCAAGCUGAAAACAGGUUAGCAGAACAGGCCCGGCAAUACCAGCAGACUAUUAUGGAGCUUACAAAGGCCCGGAGCAUGGAUGCCACAGCUUUGCAGACUGAGCAUGAGCGCAUGGUUAAGCUGAAUCAGGAGAAGGACUGUGAAAUUUCGGACCUGAAACGAGAGAUCGAACAAAUGGCAGCCGAUCACCAACAAACCAGUGAGAUACUAUCAACGAGUUUAUGUGGGCAGAAACAGCUGACAGAGGUGAUCAAAGAGAAAGAAGCAUUUAUAGAGAAGCUCAAGGAAAGGGUAGGCGAAACACAGGAGGAGCUUGAAAAAUGUGACAGGGCAGCCAAAGAAGGGGACAUGAUUAAGCACUUACUUGACGAGAAAGAAAAGCAGCUUGGUGUGAUGAAGGAAGAAAAUAGUCAUCUCAAAGAAGAAAUUGACCGGUUGAGGGACCAGCAAAGCAGACCUCAACCUAUUGCUGAGCCUAAAACUUUGGAUAUAAUUACAGAACUGGAAACUGAGAUCACACAGCUAAAAAGCAAAAAUAACCACUUGGAAGAAGAGAUUUUGGCUCUUAAGAAAGUAAUGGAGGAACAAAAAGGAAGCCUUCUGCAAUCUCAGCAGUCUAUUCAGAUGCAACAAAAUGAAUUAAAUCAGGCCAAAAUGCGGCAUGAGCAAUUGACUUUGAAUUAUGAAAAACUGAUUUCUGAGAAAGACCAAGAGAUUGUUCACCUUCAGGAAUCUAUUGAUCAAUUGAAGCAACAGAGGGAAACACAGGUGAUCAACACCGAUUCCUCUAAUAUUUUGCAAGAAGAUAAAACUCAGUCAAUGAAUGUUGAGAAUGGAAAUGAGAAGCAUGAUUUCUCCAAAGUGGAAAUAGAAAGAUUGGUUAAGGGGAUCAAAGAAAAAGAGAUAGAGAUUAACCUUCUCAAUGAGAAGAAUGUGUCAUUGACCAAACAGCUGGAUCAGCUGGUCGUUUCCAAAGACGAAGUGGGCAAACUCUCCCAGAUCGUCCAGCAGAAGGAUCUGGAGAUACAAGCUCUUCAUGCAAGGGUGUCUGCUGGAUCACACAUGCAGGACAUCAUGUACCUCCAGCAGCAACUUCAAGCUUAUGCGGUGGAAAGAGAACAAGUGUUGGCAGUGCUAAACGAAAAGACGCGAGAGAACAGCCAGUUGAAGUCGGACUACCAUAGAAUCAUGGAUAUUGUCGCAGCCAAAGAAGCUGCUCUCCUGAAGCUUCAAGAAGAAAAUCAGAGGUUGUCCAAUAUGAGCGACACUGGGAGCCAAGAAAUGGUACGAGAGACAAUCCAGAACCUCUCCAGGAUUAUCAGGGAGAAGGACAUUGAGAUAGAUGCGUUGACACAAAAGUGCCAAACACUGCUGACUGUCCUCCAGACCUCAAACUCCGGGUCUGAGGCCCAAUCAAGUGGUGUGAGUAGCAAUCAGUUUGAAGAGCUUCUUCAGGAGAGGGAUACCUUAAAACAGCAAGUCAAAAAGAUGGAGGAGUGGAAGCAGCAGGUCAUCACUACCGUCAAGAACAUGCAGCAUGAAUCUGCACAGCUGCAAGAGGAGCUUAUAAAAUUGCAAAGCCAGAUCUCGGCUGAUAGCGAUUGUAACUCCAAACUUUCAGUCGACUACAAUAGGUUGAUCCAGGGUUACGAGCAGAAGGAAAAGAAGCUAGGGAACCUGAGUCAGGAACUUGCUCAGGUUCAGCAAACCAUCUGCCAGCUGAGCAACACUAAGGAUGUGCUGCUAGGAAAACUUGACCUGGUCGCAAGCAGUCCUGAUUCGGGCACUCCUAGUGUGAGUGAAGCGGCCUGUAAAGUCACAACACCACUGGAGCAGGAAGAUACAGUGAAAAGAUUGCAAAGGGAGCAGGAACAUCUACAAAAAAUCCUACAGGAGAAGGAAACUGUUAUAAGGACUCUCCAAGAAAAUAACCACCGAUUGUCCAAUUCUAUAGCUUCGGCCUCUGAGAGCGAGCAGAGGGGACACGAAGAAGCAGCAGCAGAGAUCAGGCAGGCCAAGGACAAGUUGGGGGCCCUGCAGACGUCUCUCAGAGAAAAGGACCUCUUGAUUAAAUCCAAAGGGGACCAGCUAAGCUCUGUGAGUGAGAGCCUGAGAAACAAAGAAAACGACAAUGAAGUGUUGAAGCAGGCAGUGACCAACCUUAAAGAGAGAACUCUGAUUUUAGAAAUGGACAUUCGGAAACUGAAAGAUGAGAACGAGCAAAUAAUAGCAAAGUCCAGAGAGAAGGAGACAGAAUUCAGAGCUUUGCAGGAGACUAACAUGCAGUUUUCCAUGAUGUUGAGAGAGAAGGAGUUUGAAUCGAAUUCUAUGAAGGAGAAAGCAUCUGCACUGGAGAAAAUGCUUAAGGAAAGAGAGCAGGGAAAGUCAGGGGAACUAAACCAGUUGUUGAAUGAAGUCAAGUCAAUGCAAGAGAAAGCUGUGAAAUUUCAACAGGAGAGAGACCAAGUGAUGUUAGCCCUGAAACAGAAACAGAUGGAAACUAGUGCUUUACAGAAUGAGCUGCAGCACAUGAAGGACAAGGAGCAGCGCCUGAAGCAGGAGCUGGAGAGGCUGCGCACUCACCUGAUUGAGAUCGAGGACUCCUACACCCGAGAGGCCGUGGCGGCUGAGGACCGCGAGGCCGAGCUGAGGAGGAAAGUUGUGCUCCUGGAAGAAAAACUGGCUUCCUCUUCCAGCGCUGUGGAGAGUGCGAGCCAUCAAGCUAGUCUGCAGGUGGAGUCCUUGCAGGAGCAGUUAAACACUGUUGCCCGUCAGAGGGAUGAAGCCCUGAUGCAGCUCCGUACCUCACAGGAGCAAGUGAACCAGUAUGCAGUUUCCCUCUCCAACCUGCAGAUGGUGCUAGAGCAGUUUCAGCAAGAGGAGAAGGCCAUGUAUUCAGCAGAGCUAGAGAAGUACAAAAAGGAAAGGGCAGAAUGGAAGAGGAAGGCAGAAAAGCUGGAAGACAGACUGGCUGCCAUGCAGAUUAAUCUCGAUGAAGCCAAUGCAGCCCUUGAGUCAGCUUCAAGACUGACAGAUCAGCUCGACCUGAAAGAGGAGCAGAUUGAAGAACUACAAAAACAAGUGGCACUCAGACAAGAGAUGCUGGAAGAGGCUCAGAAUAAGCUCAUGAACCUCCUGAACAGCACCGAAGGAAAAGUAGACAAGGUUUUGAUGAGGAACUUGUUUGUCGGGCACUUCCACACUCCGAAGAACAAGCGGCACGAAGCCCUGCGGCUAAUGGGAAGUGUGCUGGGGCUCAAGAAAGAUGAGAUGGACAAGCUUUUGUUAGAAGAGCCUCACGGUGUAACUGGGUGGGUAUCCAGUUGGUUGGGGGGUCGAACUGCUCAAAGUGUCCCCAACACUCCACAAAGACCUGGCCAUUCAUCACAGAUGAACAGCUCCUUCUCGGAGAUGUUUGUGAAGUUUUUGGAGGUGGAGUCCAGGCCCACCGCUCCCCCACUCCGACUGCCUGUGUACGACGUAAAGCCUCUGACUGCACACCCUCCUGGCCAGACCUACAGCAGCGCAGGAAGCUCUGCCUCAGGGGCGUCUGGAGGAGCGAAAAGACCGGAGUCCAGUCCGUUCCUGGCGCCGCGCUCGGCGGCUGUGCCCCUGAUGAACUCAGCUGCCGCAGGGGCGGGAGGGGGUGGCCACCUGCUCAUGAAGCCCAUUUCCGACUCCUUGCCCACCUUCACACCAGUGCCAGUGUCUGCCGAUGCCAGUGCUGGAGCUGUGCUGAAGGACCUGCUCAAGCAGUGAGGGGCUGGGCGUCCCGCCUCACUAAAGCACUUUAUAAUCUAGAGCCGGGCACCACAGCAGCCACAGUAAACACAGGUUUUCCUGUCUCGAGUUGCUUUUCAAGUACUGUAUUAGGGUAAUUGGUUUAAACGCUCUAAUUUUAUUUAGAAACUGUUUGCUCCAAAUGUUGACCAGUGUCGAAUUCUCUAAGGUGCUCUUGCAAAGAACUACAGCUAAAUCAUAACAUCCCCAUUCACAGCAACAAGACUUGAUUGGGAUCUACAUUCUCUGAAAUUUAAACGAAGUAGAAAAUAUGAGUAGACUUAAAUGUUCAAGUUCGGGCUUAGAUACUUCUUUAAUUUGGAACUGCACAUCAGUUUCAUCUCUAAAACUGCAAAUUGUGUACCAGAUAAAUAACAUUGGUUUGUUUGUAUAUUUUUGUAACAAAUUCUAAUGUGUACACAGAGUUCUUUGAAGUAUGAUUCAUUUUGAAUGUGUUUACAAUAUGCCCACAUUUGUAAAUCUUAAAAGUCUGUAUCCCUUGAGAUUUUAAGUUCACCUUCUGUCACAUGCACAUUUUAAGUUUUGGCACAGGGGAAGUCGUAGAUUUAUAAGGCACAGCAUCUGUUAAAACUAUAAGGACGCUUAUUUAAAAUUCUCUUAUGGAUUUAUAAGGAAUUGAAUUACAAUAUGGAAAGUAUAUGGGUUAAGCAAUAAUUAUAGGUUUGAACUGUAUGCAAAAUAUGUAAAAGUAAUUGUAAGCAGUGUAAAUAUGUAUAUUUCUCCCUCAUAUUGAAUGGCAUCUGGAAAAGUAUAUAAACUAGAAAAAAAGUAAUUCCCUUUAGCUGUCAGAAUUUAACAUUUUAAAAGGUUUCUAUGUAGGUUGGAAAAACUAUUUCUGAUGCAUAUGAAACAUUUACUGUUUAGGAGCUGAAAUCUGUGUAUAAGAUUGUAGAUUUAGUGUGUAAAAUAUAUUCCUCCUAAUGGUCACAAAAUGUUAAAAAUAUAUUGAUCUCACUGCCAUUCCUGUAUAUUUUGUAACCAUAGUGCUGUGCACAUUACAGGCAAUAUAAAAAAAGGAUUGCAUUCUCCUAUACUAACCAAUUUAACGUUCUUUUGAAAUUAAUGAUAGCAUGAUUUAAAGUAGUGCCACCGUUCCUAUUUUCAACCUUUUUUAAAAGUUCUAAAUCUGUUUUUUCUGUAAUUUACAGAAAAGGCAGGCAGGUGCUCUGACAAUCACAAUGUCAAAGCCUUAAUGCAAUGUUAUUCUUGUUACCUGCCAGAGGACCAUUAUCCACUAGUGACCUUGUGUGGGAAUUACGGUGGCUGUGAUGAACAGAGAUUUAUGCACAUGAUAUCCUGAAAAUGUAGGCUAAAUACCCUCUGUAGGUUAAUUGGGAUGAGUCACAGAAGAUAAUUUCCUUCUUCUCUCAUUUUUCCUUUUGCAUGUUUUCUCAUUAGUACAUACUGUAUUUAUCAAGAACCAUCAUGUUUUUCCAACAGUUACUGCCUGUUUUUUUCUGGGCUUCCUAGAGCUGGCUAUCCUAAAUCAAAUCCAGUAGGUUGUGUACACAUGAAAAUCUUCAUUUUGUUAAAACUUGGAAUAAUUUCAUAUGGUGAAAUUAAGUAAUUUGGUAUGUAACGAUGACUUUCAUCUCUCAGAGGCUGGCUUUUCUUUAAUUGAAUAAAGUCCUUGCUUAAUUGAUCAGUAACUUCAAUGUUCUCAGUCUUUACAAAACUGGUAAAUAAGGCUGACCUGUUAGACUUGCUUAUGUAGGUGUGUUCAGGACCAGGCUUAAGAGACCACUGGUUUAUCGUGUCACAGAAUCGAUGUGCCCAAAUAUUUUUAUGCAGUAAGUUUAUUCCCAGGAUUUCUCUAAUAGCCAGUAUUUAUGCAGAAAGCCUCAUUGCUUUUUCUACUGCAAAACAUUUUGCUUGCUUCUGAAGUUUCUUCAAAAGAAAAAAUGAAGGUGUAGGUAUCACAUUGUUGUGCAGAAGUCUGAAUUUCCUAUAAGACUGUUUAAUAAGUUCCUAUAUUGUUUUAGGUCUUAGUAAAAUGUUUAAAAUUAAUCAUAUGAACUUGAAUGCAGUGAAAUUUGUUUUGUGUGGCUGCAGACAUGGAUACAAACCCAUUUAUUUAUUGAGUUUUAGGCACAAUUUUUUCUCAGUCUUUGACUGUUACACUACACUGGGGAAGCUGGGUCUUCAUAAGUAGUUUAUUUUUGUAUCUGGUCUUAAACAGUUUGCAGACACAUAUCAGACUUUAACGGGAAAAAUUGUUUCAACCAUCUGCAGAUUCCAUUUUAGAAGGAUAUAUAAUUUCAAAGUGAGCACUUUAAUAGCUAAUAAAUGUUUGGAGCGCUGGCAUAAUUGGGAAAGAAACUUGGGGGGCCUCAUUUAUAAGAAUCUGAAUGAAACUUCAUCAUUUUUCCUUGACUUAUUGUAUAAGUUUGUACAUGUACCAGCUUUUACUAUGUAUGAAGAUGAUGCAUUGCAAGAUAUUAAGGAUAAUACAACUUUGUACCACUAAAUGUUCAGGUGGUAUAAUGUAUUUAUUAAGCAAUCAUUAAUAGAAUGUACUGGAAGGUGCAUUGUGCCAUAAAUAAUUGUAAAUAAGGAUGCAAAUUGUCCUGGGUAGAGCUAGAAUCUGUUUUUGACUUGUUUACAUGUCAAUUAAAAUAUAUUCUCAAAGUUA